Molecule: messenger RNA, 1404 nt
Organism: Bombina bombina (fire-bellied toad)
Lineage: Eukaryota; Metazoa; Chordata; Amphibia; Anura; Bombinatoridae
Product: hemicentin-1-like
Exons: 1
Coding region: 1-1404 (467 amino acids)
Molecular function (GO): calcium ion binding
Source: RefSeq, a predicted model, not a curated record
AUGGAGUUCCUAGCAGAUGGAUCCCUGAGAAUUGCUCAGUCUCUCCUGCAGGACUCUGGGUAUUAUCUCUGCACAGCCUCCAACUCGGCAGGGAUGGCGCGACGGGGCAUUGAGCUACGUGUUUUUGUUCAUGGAGGAUUCUUGGAGUGGCAGGAGUGGGGGUCAUGCACUAGAACAUGUGGACAGGGAGUACAAGAGAGGGUCAGACAUUGCAACAACCCCCCUCCAGCUAACGGAGGCCGGCCAUGUGUGGGUCGUGAUGUGGAAAUGAGGACAUGUAAACUACCGCUCUGCCCAGUGGAUGGAGCCUGGACAAGCUGGGGUGUUUGGACUUCCUGUUCAACCACCUGUGGAGACGGUACUCGGCAGCGCUCGCGUUCCUGUUUUAAUCCUCCCCCCCAAAAUGGUGGUAAAGUCUGUGUUGGAAAUGAUGUGGAGAAAGAGAAGUGUCAUCUGCGACCUUGCCAAGUGGGUCCUUCCCGUGUUCGAGGCAGUCUCAUCGGUAUUAUCAAUGACAAGGACUUUGGAAUCUCCUCACUUAAUGCCAACCUAACAGAAGAUGCGUUUUCCGGCACCACCACCAUCUCCAGCGUUAUUGAGAAUAUUCCGCAGACUGUGGGUCCUCUGAUGAGGGUGCUUGUUUCCAUUAUUGCUCCCCUGUACUGGUCGUCUGCGUUUGCACAUGAUGGUGUGGUUAAUGGCUUCUCUCUGACAAAAGGGGUGUUUCGACAAGAGUCACAGGUGGAAUUUGGAUCAGGUGAGCUCCUGCGGGUCACACACAUAGGUCGUGGCUUGGACACAGAAGGGGCUUUGUUGUUUGAUAUUGUCAUCAAUGGAUUUGUACCGGAAUCUUUGUCAUUGUCUGAUGUCACUCUUCAGGAGUUUAGUGAGACCUAUGUACAGACAGGAGCUGGCCAUAUAAAUGCCUGGGCUUCCCCCACCUAUACGAAGAAUGGAGCUUCAUUAUCACUCAGAUGCAACCACACUGUGGAAUACAGUCCUGCCCUUGGUCGCCAGGACAAACUUGCUCAGCACAUACAGCUUGGAUCUAUCACUUCCUCGUACCUGUCAAGAUUAGAGGAACUCCACUUCCAGCUCACAGCCUCUCUCCGAGAAGGGAUGAAUGGAGGCGUAUGCCCUGUGGGAUUUGUGCAGUCCGCAGACUCCUAUUGCACAGAUGAGGAUGAGUGUGAUCUGCACAGCCCUUGCUCUCACAACUGCCUAAACAACCUGGGUAGCUUCUCCUGUUCCUGUCCUGUUGGAUACGUAUUGACUGCAGAUCGCAUGAACUGCCGAGACGUAGAUGAGUGUAGACUGGGGUCUCACCACUGCCAGGUUGGGCAGGAAUGUAUUAAUACAGCUGGUUCAUACCAAUGUCUCUUGCGAUGUGGGCCUGGCUUCUGA